GAAAUGCUCGCUGCACUUCCGCUUCGUAUCGACUAUUGUCCGGACGGAGCCGCGCGGACACACAAGGACACAAAAUCACUGCGGAGGACCUUCUAAAGACACUCCAGCGAGGAAACUGCUGCUCAGUGACGAGCCCGAGUCGACGUCUUCAUAAGAAGACCUGAUGAUAUCACCUCCACAAGUCUGAAGAUAUCACCUCAACAAGUCUGAUAUCACCUCCACAAUUCUGAUGAUAUCACCUCCACAUAUCUGAAGAUAUCACCUCAACAAGUCUGAUAUCACCUCCACAAGUCUGAUAUCACCUCCACAAGUCUGAAGAUAUCACCUCCACAAGUCUGAAGAUAUCACCUCCACAAGUCUGAGGGUAUCACCUCCACAAGUCUGAAGAUAUCACCUACACAAGUCUGAUAUCACCUCCACAAGUCUGAUAUCACCUCCACAAGUCUGAAGAUAUCACCUCAACAAGUCUGAUAUCACCUCCACAAUUCUGAUGAUAUCACCUCCACAUAUCUGAAGAUAUCACCUCAACAAGUCUGAUAUCACCUCCACAAGUCUGAUAUCACCUCCACAAGUCUGAAGAUAUCACCUCCACAAGUCUGAAGAUAUCACCUCCACAAGUCUGAGGGUAUCACCUCCACAAGUCUGAAGAUAUCACCUAAAGAAGUCUGAUAUCACCUCCACAAGUCUGAAGAUAUCGCCUCCACAAGUCUGAUGAUUUCGCCUCCACAAGUCUGAAGAUAUCGCCUCCGCAAGUCUGAUGAUAUCGCCUCCACAAGUCUGAAGAUAUCGCCUCCGCAAGUCCGAAAAUAUCACCUCCACAAGUCCGAAGAUAUCACCUCCACAAGUCCGAAGAUGUCACCUCCUCAAGUCCGAUGAUAUCACCUCCACAAGUCUGAAGAUAUCACCUCCACAAGUCUGAGGAUAUCACCUCCACAAGUCUGAGGAUAUCACCUCCACAAGUCUGAGGAUAUCACCUCCACAAGUCUGAUAUCACCUCCACAAGUCUGAGGAUAUCACUUCCACAAGUCUGAAGAUAUUACCUCCACGAGGCUGAAGAUAUCACCUGCACGCAUCUGAAGAUAUCACCUCCACAAGUCUGAGGAUAUCACCUCCACAAGUCUGAGGAUAUCACCUCCACAAGUCUGAAGAUAUCACCUCCACGAGUCUGAAGAUAUCACCUCCACGAGUCCGAGGAUAUCACCUCCACAAGUCUGAGGAUAUCACCUCCACAAGUCUGAGGAUAUCACCUCCACAAGUCUGAGGAUAUCACCUCCACAAGUCUGAAGAUAUCACCUCCACGAGUCCGAGGAUAUCACCUCCACAAGUCUGAGGAUAUCACCUCCACAAGUCUGAGAAUAUCACCCCCACAAGUUUGAUGAUAUCACUAAAACAAGUCUGAAGAUAUCACCUCCACAAGUCAGAUGAUAUCACCUCCACAAGUCUGAGGAUAUCACCUCCACAAGUCUGAGGAUAUCACCUCCACAAGUCUGAGGAUAUCACCUCCACAAGUCUGAGGAUAUCACCUCCACAAGUCUGAGGAUAUCACCUCCACAAGUCUGAGGAUAUCACCUCCACAAGUCUGAGGAUAUCACCUCCACAGGUCUGAAGAUAUCACCCCCACAAGUCUGAUGAUAUCACUACCACAAGUCAGAUGAUAACACCUCCACAAGUCUGAAGAUAUCACCUCCACAAGUCUGAGGAUAUCACCUCCACAAGUCUGAGGAUAUCACCUCCACAAGUCUGGAUACAGCUACUGGUGUUCCGAGGAUCUGUAGUGUUUGACGCCAUCAGAAUGGGGAACAGCAGCAGUGACCGGGCUAGCGGGGGUCAUGGUGGGAAAGAGGCCCGGCCCAACAUCCUGAUGGACAGCACGGAGGAUGCAGACAUUUUUCAGAGGGAGGAUCAGAAGGCUCCCCAGGAAGAGCAGGAGUUUCUGGCCUGGCAGCAGGACCUGGAGAGUGACAGCAAAAGUCCAAGCCCGGCAAAGUCCACAGUCUUCCGUUGGGCGGGAAACGCCAAAGAAGUCUUUGUGUCCGGCUCCUUUAACAACUGGACCACCAAGAUCCCUCUCAAUAAAAGUCAGAACAAUUUUGUGGCAAUCAUGCACUUGCCAGAGGGAGAGCACCAGUACAAGUUCUGUGUCGAUGGGCAGUGGACUUUGGAUCCUACCGGGGCGGUGAUCACCACCAAAACCGGGACAGUAAAUAACGUUAUUCAGGUGAAAAGGACCGACUUUGAAGUCUUUGACGCUCUCAGGCUUGAUUCCCAAGAGUCUGCUGAAAUUUCAGACUUGUCCAGUUCCCCUCCUGGCCCCUACCAGCAGGACGCCUACGUCAUCAAGUCCGAAGACAAGCUCAAACAUCCUCCUAUCUUACCUCCACACCUGCUGCAAGUACUGCUCAACAAGGACACGGGGAUCUCUUGUGACCCAACACUGCUUCCUGAACCCAACCACGUGAUGCUCAAUCACCUGUAUGCCCUCUCCAUCAAGGAUGGAGUCAUGGUUCUGAGUGCAACACACCGUUACAAAAAAAAGUAUGUGACCACACUUCUCUACAAGCCAAUAUAGUGACUUCCUUGUGGACACACAUCACUCUGUUAAUAACUUUGUGUUUGCUUUAAUUAGAGCGUUUGUAUAAGCAAGGGGUGUCCAAACAUUUUCUCGCGGGGGCCGCAUACAGAAACAGUGAAGUAUGCAGUUUUUUUUAAAUACGUUUUGUAAAUGAAAGCUGUCCAAAAAGAUAGUAUAGGUUCAGCUAUCUGAACUUUGUGUUAUAGCUGACAAAGUUAAUCAGUGUAAUAUCAAUCAUCCAUCCAGCCAUGGAUUUUCUACCGCUUGUCCCUCUCGAUAUAUUAUUAGUCAUGAAUGAGUUUUCUUUUUGCACUGGCCAAGGGUCAAAGAAAAACUGAAUGAUGCUACCUGGAUGUAUGUGAACUGUAAUCAAUGGACAUGUUCUUCAGUUCAAGUCAAUAAUGUCGCUCUAAUAACCUUUGUUGCUUCUCAUCACAUCCAAGUAGUCCAUUGCUGUAUCGGACCAAAGCUGUACACGUGCAGUGCCUUUCUAUUCCAAGCUGAAAAUAGAAAGCAGGAGACCAACAAUUCUAAAUGUUCAUUUCACUUCAUUUUGUCUCGUCCAAAAAAUGAAUAAAUGUACAUUUUCACAUAAAAAGUGUGGUUAUGCAAAAA
Nerophis ophidion (straightnose pipefish) is the source of this 3187-nucleotide messenger RNA. It is a transcript of the gene prkab1b, whose product is annotated as protein kinase, AMP-activated, beta 1 non-catalytic subunit, b. The transcript is spliced from 9 exons. Bases 1793 to 2569 code for a protein of 258 amino acids. The record is from RefSeq and is a predicted model, not a curated record. NCBI's taxonomy places the organism in Eukaryota, Metazoa, Chordata, Actinopteri, Syngnathiformes, Syngnathidae. Gene Ontology annotation, biological process: signal transduction. Gene Ontology annotation, cellular component: nucleotide-activated protein kinase complex; nucleus; cytoplasm. Gene Ontology annotation, molecular function: protein kinase binding.